Molecule: messenger RNA, 777 nt
Organism: Closterium sp. Yama58-4
Lineage: Eukaryota; Viridiplantae; Streptophyta; Zygnematophyceae; Desmidiales; Closteriaceae
Source: the annotation of a GenBank genome assembly
AUGGCUCCGUCCGUCCCUGAAAUCGCCGAAACUGCGCAACAGCCGCCGAACAUCCAGGUCACGAACCUCCAGUUCACGUAUCCCGGAAUCGACGGCCAGCCGCCUCCCGGCGCCAAGCCGCUGAUCGACGGCUUCUCGCUCACGCUGCACCCCGGCGAUCGCUGCCUGCUCGUCGGCGCGAACGGAGCAGGCAAAACCACCAUUCUCAAGAUCCUGGGUGGCAAGCACAUGGUCGAUCCCUCAAUGGUUCGAGUCCUGGGCCGCUCUGCCUUCCACGAUACCGGGCUCGAGGCGUCUGGCGCUCUCACGUACCUUGGCGGCGAGUGGCGCAGGGAUGUGGCAUUCGCAGGCUUCGACGUGCCGCUACAGAUGGAUAUAUCGGCAAGAAAGAUGAUAUUCGGUGCAGCUGCAGAUGCCACGAGGAGGGACCGGCUGAUCAAGGUGUUGGAUAUCGACUUGGAGUGGAGGAUGCAUAAGGUGUCGGACGGGCAGAGGAGGCGCGUUCAAAUUGCCAUGGGGCUGUUGAAACCGUUCAAGGUUCUUCUCUUAGACGAAAUCACGGUGGAUCUGGAUGUGUUGGGUCGAGCUGACUUGAUGGCUUUCCUGAGGGAGGAGUGCGAGCAGAGAGGCGCGACCAUCAUGUAUGCCACUCACAUUUUCGACGGGCUGCAGACAUGGCCCACCCACAUUGCAUACGUGGCAAAGGGCAGGCUGCAGUUCACCAAGCAGCUGACAGAAUUUCCAGAGCUGGCAUCCACCACUCUCAUGGUGAGCUAG